Messenger RNA from Galeopterus variegatus (Sunda flying lemur), 1080 nucleotides. RefSeq lists its product as uncharacterized. NCBI's taxonomy places the organism in Eukaryota, Metazoa, Chordata, Mammalia, Dermoptera, Cynocephalidae. The record is from RefSeq and is a predicted model, not a curated record. The transcript is spliced from 8 exons.
AUGGACACGCAGGGGGGAUCCCUCGUCCCCCAGGACAUAGAGAGCUCAAAGAAUGAGAUACAGCUGCGAGUGACCCCGUCGGAGGUGAAGUUCCUGAACACGCUGGCCGGGAGGGUGUACCGCCUCCCGAUUACUGUACACAAUCUUGGCCAUUGCAAUCAGAAGAUCCGGUUUCGGGAGCCCAUCAAGCCGCAGUUCAAACUGAUUUUGAUAAAUCUUGGUAAAGCACUUGCUUCUGGCCUUCAGAUGACAGCUACUGUGAAAUAUCAUCUUGGUAAAGAUGAGGACACUUUUGACCAACUACUUAUUUCAGUAGGAAAUAAAACAAUAGAAAUCCCUCUAAUUGGAUUCCUUGUUAUCACCUAUGUAAACAAUCGUCAUCUGGAGAUAGAAGUAUGUUUCACAGAAUACCAGGGCCUAUUACCCAUCCUCAUUUUUCCAACUAGUGGUAUUGUGGAGCCUUAGUCAUCAGUUGUUAUCAAAGUGGAUUUCUGUGCAGACCAGCCAGGAAUUGUAAAUGAAGUGGCAAAAGUGACUUUGCAAAGUUGUCCUGAGAUACUUUUGAGUAUCACAGCUCAUGUGGUUGAACAAAUUAUUGAAUUGUUAAACAUGAGUACUGACAAAAAGUUGGAAUGCAUACGCUUUGGUUCUGUUUUGUUUGGAACAUCAAAAAUUGAACAUGCACUUCUAUACAAUAAUAGCCCACAACCCAUAAAUUGGGUAGCCAUAAUACAAGAUGAUUCCAUUGGAGAAGAAUUGGGUACAAAUAUUCGACAAAGAACUGAUAUUGCUUUAAAUAAUUUCACCUUCAUAAGUAAAAUAAAGAAUGUAGAUAUUACCACUUUUAUCUCCUGUGUUCCUAAUGAAGGGACUUUACUACGUUAUCAAAAGAUUGCAAUUGUGUUUUGUUUCAGCCCAAAGCUGAUGGUUGAUGGUAAAAAGGAUAUUGAACCUUCACACAGGCAGGAUUAUGCUGUCUUUUUGAGAUUUGAGUCCGUAGGAAAUAAAGAUGGAUUUUUGAGAGAUGAUAAUUAUAAAACCAUCAAAAGUUUUGAUCUCCGGGUGAUGCCGGCCUCAUAG